This is a messenger RNA of Megachile rotundata (alfalfa leafcutting bee), 2177 nucleotides long. RefSeq lists its product as uncharacterized. Gene Ontology annotation, biological process: regulation of transcription by RNA polymerase II. Lineage: Eukaryota; Metazoa; Arthropoda; Insecta; Hymenoptera; Megachilidae. The record is from RefSeq and is a predicted model, not a curated record. Gene Ontology annotation, molecular function: DNA-binding transcription factor activity, RNA polymerase II-specific; RNA polymerase II cis-regulatory region sequence-specific DNA binding.
UAGGGAUAAUACCAAUAUUUGGUCGGAGACCAAAACAAAAAAGGAAUAAGAAAAAAGACCUUGGAAGAUAUCGAGAUCGCAGAAAUUAAAAUAAGUAUAAACAGAAAACUAUUUAAAAUUUGUGACUGUUAAAACUGUAUGUUUAAACGUACAACGAUACACGGCAAAAAUCUCGAACAGAAGAAGGUUAUAAUUUAUAUCCGUCUCUUCAUUUUACGAUGUAGCUAUGAAGAAAAAGUUUCUGCGUAUCCAAAAUAGAUUAUCUACCGUAUAUAACGGAGCAUCGAUCCGGCGCGAUAUUUUCACGUCAUUAUAGACCGAUGCUAACCAGUGGAAACGAAAUUAAGAUACGAAAUAAUGACGUGGAUCAUCGACGAUCAUCGCGAAACGUUAUUUGUUCGCAGUUCUGGAUUUAUAACGAAACAUGUCAAUACACGACGGAGAACUUUCGAAUUGUCUCGUGACUCGAAGUAUCGAAACCAUGCCCGACGAAACACACCAGUCCAUUCUAUCGUUUUACAGAGUAAUCGUACGGAUAUACUGGAGUGCUUGUCAGUUUUGAUUAAUGAAAAUAACACUGGAAAUGGUCGAUCAGAAGAUUUAAUGUUGGACGAACAACUAUUGGAUGGUACAACAUUAACAGCUGUAACAUUACCCGAUGGAACACAAGCAUUCGUUGCAAAUAAUUUUAACGAUAAUGAAGCAGAACAAAAAGGACCGACAACGUUAGAAUUACAAAGCGGAGAUACUAUAUUAUUGCGAGAUAUAUCAGAAUUUAUGGAAGAUAAACCAUUCCGUUUCGAAUUAGAUCCAGCUGCACUGGUCCAAGCAGCUCAUGGCACUACCAUAGAAAACGUUGAGAAUGCUUAUCCACGAGUAGAGUUGAUCGAUGGAGCUGCUUACGUGGUGACAAGCCAUGUCGACGUUGGUAAAGAUUUGUGGGAAAUAGAGAAUGGCAAAUUGAAGAAAAAAGAAUCGAAGAUUUUAUUAAAUAAAUUGUCCGCAUCAAGGAUCAGACACCCUUGCCCGAGAGAGGGAUGUUCAAAAGUUUACAGUACACCUCAUCAUUUGAAGGUACAUGAACGAUCUCAUACCGGUCAGCGACCAUACAGAUGCACGCAUCCCAAAUGUAAGAAGAGUUUCUCGACAGGGUACAGUUUGAAAGCACAUUUGCGUACGCAUACAGGAGAAAAACCGUACAAAUGUUCGACCGAAGCGUGCGAUAAAAGUUUCAAGACUUCCGGUGAUUUGUUAAAACACGUCCGCACACACACCGGAGAACGACCAUUUCUUUGUCCAUUCGAUGGCUGCGGUCGUUCUUUUACUACCAGUAAUAUCAGAAAGGUUCACGUUAGAACGCAUACCGGUGAACGUCCAUACAAAUGUACGCAACCUAAAUGCGGAAAAGCCUUCGCUAGCGCGACGAAUUAUAAAAAUCAUAUACGAAUUCAUUCAGGCGAGAAACCUUAUGUCUGUUCGAUUGAAAAUUGUGGAAGGAGAUUCACGGAAUACUCUAGUCUAUAUAAACAUCACCUUGUUCACACGCAACAACGACCGUUCGAAUGCAAAGUUUGCUUCAGGAGGUACAGACAAAGCAGUACUCUUGUAAUGCAUAAACGAACAGCUCACGCUUUAGUCGAUCACGAGGACAACGUUGAGGACACGUUUUGUCAACAGUCUGUUCAAGAAUCUUCUAUUCGGUGUAACGAUAAGCGAAAGACAAGCGUUGCAGAGGAAAGUGACGGCAGUCCGCCGUUAAAGAAGAUCGAGCUGAACGGUGGAUUCGACGAGCCUGGGAUCGAUACUUCAUUCGAAGAACUCAACAUAAAGAUCGAGGACAUUGAACUUGGAUGGAAUUGAUACGUGGUUUUAAAAACACAUUGUACUCGAAUCACGCUAAACGUUGAAAGACCAGUUGUUUCACGCAGGGUGCACGAUUAUUACAUGUAUUCUUUUUACCUUUUCAUUUUCUAUUCAGCCGGCACAGAUUAAUUUCAGCAUCGCGAAUCGAGGAUAAUUAAGACACACCGAAUUAUCAGAAAUAAUUAAGAAAGGAUUUAUUUUGCUCGUAAAUACAAAGGAAUCGUUCUAUUAAAUUGGUAUUAAAAAAAGAAAAAUGUAUCCUGAAGAAACAUUUCAUAAUCACUGUUCAGUAAAUAAAUAAGAUUGUAAUUUUC